AUGACACAGUCUUCCAUCUAUAGUAGUUAUGUUGAAGCCGAUUUUAAUCCUAUACCAAAAUCGUCCUCUUCUUCAACAACCACUUCCUUGGAACAACACCAUCAGCAGUCUAUCUCUAAUAUCGACGACGUGCAGAACUAGUUACGACAAAAACAACAACCUCGUCUCGAUAUAGACAGCACGACACCAUAAAGAAAAAGGACAAAGGACUCAAAAAUGAUACUUUUACUGAUGAUACAACUACUAUGGAUUUACGCGAAGCUAGUUUGGAAGAUUUAGAAGGAUUAAUUGCUGCUUCAGCUAAACGAUUGGCCAAUUAUCGAAUAAAAAGUAGAUCAGAAAGACAACGAACCACUAGUAUGAUAUCCAAUACUGAUCGACCAUCACAACAACAAGAAGAGAAUGACAAUGAAUCUACUGAUUCUUCCUCUUAUCAUAGUCUUCAUCAACAAGAAGCAUUUACCUCUCUCUCAUUACCCAAUGACUUUAGUCAACAAGAUGAUACCAUUUCAAUUCCUUCUUCUUCUUCUUCUUCUUUUAUUAUGGAUACCACAACAACAACAAUAGCAACAACUUCAGAUACUCCUGCAACAAUGGAUGAUAUAAUGUCACCUCCUUUACCAUCACAAGACCCUAUUAGACGCAAGAAAUAUUAUCAUCGCUUACCUCCUUCAUUAUCAUCUCAUGUAUUAGAGAAGGAAAAGUUUAGUUUGGUAUCUCCUACUUCUCCAUCUUUAUCUUCUUUUCGUCGAUCAACUCAGAUCACUUCACCUCCUGUCCCACUUGGUUCUUCCUCCUCAUCCUACCAACAACAACAUCGUCGACCAUCAAAAAUCACUGCAACAUUAGAAAAUACAACCAGUAAUGGAACAUCACAGCAAUCAUCAAGAAGUCAGCGAUAUUCUUCCUCAUCAACAUCUUCUUCUUCUUUACGUUCAUCCAACAACACGUCACCUAUACGUAAUUCCAACAAAAGUUUCCCAACAAUGAAAACGACAAUGUCUUCUCAAACAGGACUUUCCAAAUCAUUGUCUUCAAGUUCUUUAAUGGGGUUAACGAUUGAUUCCUCUUCGUCUCCAAUAACAUCUUCACGGCACAGUAUGUCUCCUCGACACAGUAUGUCUCCUCCUCAACCAUCAUCAUUAUCAAAGGGUAGACGAUUACGGACUUUAUCUACUAUGGAAUCAUCUUCAUUCACAACUGGACCUCUGGCAGGCACCAAGUCACAUUCCUCCAUCAUCAUACCCAAAUUGCCACAUGAACCGACUAAAUCAAACACAACUACACCUAUCCAACUCAAAUCCAAUAGUAUGAGCAAUAAUAGUCUUCGACAACAACAACAACAGCAAAAGCCUCGAUCUACGACCCAAAGCACUACAGGACAGCGGCAAGACAACACAGCAACAGAAACGAAUCACAGUAGAAACUCUUUAGAUAUUAAUAAUUCAGCACCAAAAAGAACUCGUCAUGUCUCUAUGCUUUCAAAGCCAUCAGUCUUGGUAUCACCGUCAAUGAAUCGAUCAAGGAAAACAAGUAUGGGUACACUUCCUUCUCGAAAAACACUGGAAUCUAUUACUACUCUGGUAAAUGAUACACAGGUUGAUAGAAAUGCAAGUCUGCACUCCAGCACCAAACAGACAUCGAAGCACCGUGUUUCUUCUACCAUUACUACAUCAUCCAUUCGGUCUAAGGAGCAAACCAAAUUGGUGGCUCCCUCUCAUCGUCAUCAACAACAGCAAGAAGAAGACAACGAAGUACAAAAUAACACUAAACUUGUCAAACCGAAAGAAACAAAAGGAAGGAAAAGGGGCAAGACCCUUCCUGGUAGUCUAGCAUCACCCCCACCAGUCAUAUCUUUAGCUUUACCUCCUCUUAAAGUGGAACCUAUCUCAUCUCAUCAACGUAACCAAGAUAACGUUCAUCAUCAACAGUCGACUACACGUUCUACGGCCAAAACACCCACUCGUAUUCCGUUGCCAAUGAAACCAUCUAGAUCACAAGCAACAACUAAUGAAGAAAGUAUGAAUGAUGAUAAUAAUGAUAAGGAAGAAAAUGGUGAUUCAACAACAACAACAAAAAAAUCAACAUCAUCAGCAUCAUCAGUAAAAGUAGGCGCUUCCACUACAGUAUAUUCGAACCAAUCGUCAUACAUCGCUCCACCUGGAAUGAUGACUUGCAAAUUGAACCGGGAUCCUAUCUUACGCAAACAAUUAUCAUCAGUGACCAUGCGAUCUAGUCAAGUCAAUCAUUCUUCUUCACAAUCGCAAGAGAAAUCUCACUUGGAUUCCCCUUCUUUGUCAUCUUCAACAAGAACAACAUCUUCAGGACCAGCCACAGGUGUUAGAACGAGGAAAAUCAGUACUAUAUCAACAAGAACAGGAAUGGGCGUUUCUGCGUCUAUUAAACCAACGGUGAUCCCAGACGCAAUCGAGUACCAACUCUACAUGAACGAUUACAAGCUUUGGUCAACGAAAGCAAUGCAUGGCGAAAUCCAUCCUCAACAUCAUCCUCAUCUAAUUCCGCUACUAUGGCAACAGCAAAACAUCAUCCUUUAAAGACAACUACAAAGAAGAAAGAAAUCGUGAUACGUGGAGGCGGUCAUUCAACAACUACAAAUCAUCAAGGAAGAGCCAAUGGAGAAAUCAGCU
Halteromyces radiatus is the source of this 2648-nucleotide messenger RNA. RefSeq lists its product as uncharacterized. The record is from RefSeq and is a predicted model, not a curated record. NCBI's taxonomy places the organism in Eukaryota, Fungi, Mucoromycota, Mucoromycetes, Mucorales, Cunninghamellaceae. The coding region runs from base 246 to 2555 and encodes 769 amino acids. The transcript is spliced from 4 exons.